Messenger RNA from Cooperia oncophora, 459 nucleotides. NCBI's taxonomy places the organism in Eukaryota, Metazoa, Nematoda, Chromadorea, Rhabditida, Trichostrongylidae. The record is from the annotation of a GenBank genome assembly.
AUGUUUCAGACAUUGCUAAUGGCCCACUGGGCUUGGGUUCUACUUCAACUCUACCUGCUUCCUUCGAUGGGUGUUCGUAUAAUGUAUUUUGCCGUUUCUCAACUGCUAUCCGCUUUCCUCAUCGCCUAUGUUGUAACCUUCAGUCAUAAUUCUGUGGACAAAUAUCCAGCAAACUCUCGUCUGCUCAAUAACUUUGCCUGUCUUCAACUGUUCACGACCCGUAACAUGACACCUGGACCAAUUACCGAUUGGAUUUGGGGAGGAUUGAAUUAUCAGAUCGAGCACCAUCUGUUCCCGACAAUGCCCAGAUGCAAUCUGAACACAUGUAUGAGGCUGGUCAAGGAAUUCUGUCGCGAGAACAACCUGCCGUACCUGGUCAACGACUACUUCGAGGGUUAUGCCAUGAACCUUAAACAACUGGAAAACAUUGCUAACCUUUGCAAGACUAAAGCUAACUAA